AGACCACAGUCUCACUCUCACACUCUCACACUCUCACUCUCACACUCUCACAGUCCCUCAGUCCCAGGAAGGUUUAGUUUGUGCUUCAGGCUGGCUACGCUGCCGACUCACCGGAGCAGCCUUCAUUCCCUCAGCCGCCCCACAGCGCUCGACUCCCGGCUGACUGACACCCAGGCUGCCCGCUGCCACUCCUGGCUGACAAGCACAGCAAGACCAUGGCCGACCGCUUCGACUGCGACAAUUGCAAGGAGUCCUUGUACGGCCGCAAGUACAUCCAGUCGGACAGCAGCCCCUACUGCAUCCCCUGUUACGACAGCCUCUUCUCCAACACCUGUGACGAGUGCAAGGAGCUGAUUGGCCAUGACGCCAGGGAGCUGUUCUACGAGGACCGCCACUACCACGAGCACUGUUUCCGCUGUUUCCGCUGCGACCGCUCCCUGGCGGACGAGCCCUUCACCAACCAGGAGGAGGCGCUGCUCUGUAACGACUGCUACUGCAACGAGUUCUCCUCCAAAUGUGUCGCCUGCGACAAGAUCGUCAUGCCGGGUAGCAGGAAGCUGGAGUACGCGGGGUCCACGUGGCACGAGGGCUGCUUCACCUGCCACGCCUGCGAGCAGCCCAUCGGCUCCAAGUCCUUCAUCCCCGAGAAGGACGAGCACUACUGCGUGCCGUGCUACGAGGACAAGUUUGCGCCGCGCUGCACUCGCUGUAAAAAGACCCUGGCCAAAGGUGGCGUGACCUACCGGGACGAGCCGUGGCACAAGGAGUGUUUCGUGUGCAGCAGCUGUAAAACGCAGCUGGCCGGCCAACACUUCACCUCGCGGGACGAGAACCCGUACUGCCUCAAGUGCUUCGGCAGCCUCUACGCCAAGAAGUGCGAGGCCUGCAGCAAACCAAUCACAGGUUUGGGGGGGGGCAAGUACAUCUCCUUCGAGGAGCGCCAGUGGCAUCAGCCGUGCUUCACCUGCUCCCAGUGCUCCGUGUCGCUGGUGGGCGCCGGCUUCUUCCCCGACGGCGAGCGCAUCCUGUGCCGCGACUGCCACAACAGCCUAUAAACAUCCGCCUCCCGUCAGACUUUUUUCUCCUGCAGGAGCCAAAGUCUUGGAGGUAACACGGGAAAACUCACGCAAAAACCACACAAACUUCCUUGUGCUGUUUGGACCAAGCUUUCAUCAUCAUCAUCAUCAUCAUUGUUUUUAUUUUUGUUUUGGCAAUUGCAUUCUGUCACACAUCGCCACCAUCAUCUUUAUACGUGCAUCUUGACCAAGGCGUUUACAUUAUAGCAACACACCCAAAUGUUACUAUUUUGUAGGGGAGAAAACAAAUAUUACCAGCUUUAUAAUAAUUAGCCUUAUAAAGGGUGUAUAAGUUGUUUAUUAACUUACUUGUUAAUGCGUCACACUGUCAAUAUGGGGUAUUGUGUGUCGAAUUUGGAGGACAAAAAUGAAUUAUUCCAUUGUGGAAUAAGGCUGUAACAUAAAAUGUGUAAAAAAAAAGUGUAGUUUUUGGAUUACUUUUAAAUGUUCAUAAAUUUGCAAAAAUCUCUGAAAAAGAAAACCUUUUUUUUUUUCACACUGUCAUGGGGUAUUGUGCGUCCAAUUUUGAGGACAACAAUUAAUUAUUCCAUUUUCUGGAUUCACUGUAUAUUGCUAUUAGCCUUAUGAUCAGGUUUAUAUUACCAUAUAGCUCAAAUAAAAUAGCUACUUUUAAUAAGUAGUUAAUAAUAUUUAUUAAUCUUUUUAAAAGUGUUUAACAGCAUUACAAACCUACUUAUAAACUAUCUCUAAACCCGUUAUACGCGUACCUUUAUAAAUGGUUUCCAAAUGGGUUAAUAACUAGGUUAGUAAUGUUUUGUUACAUCUUAUGUUACAGCCUUAUUCCAAAAUGGAAUAAUUCCUUUUUGUCCUCAAAAUUCGACACACAAUACCCCAUAAUGACAAUGCCAAAACGUUUUUGGAUUACUUUUAAAUAUUUGUAAUUAAUUUGCAAAAAUCUGUGAACAUUUUUUUCCCCACCCCUCCCCCAACACUGUCAUUAUGGGGUAUUGUGUGUAGAAUUUUGAGGACAAAAAUUAAUUAUUCCAUUUUAGAAUAAAGCUGUAACAUAAAAUGUUUUUUUUUACCAUUUGUAAACCCUUUAUAAGAUAUUAUUGUCAUGAUCAUUAAAGUAAAUUUGCACUUUUGGACUAUUAAGAUGCUAACAAGUUGCAUGCACAUAAAAUUCACAAAAUACAAAAAAAAAAAAAAAACACGGCACAAAACCACUUUUUUUGUCAUUUAUCUUUCCUUUUUUUUCAUUUAAAUUAUUCUGCCUUAUUAAUUCAACUCGCUCUUAUCACCGUUUUUGCUUUGGGAACCUUUUGAAGCAUGCUGGCGCUCGCCCUGCAAUACCAGUGUGUCCCUCUAGAGGUGCUGGGGAGUCAAAAGAGUGCAAAACAAAACACUGAAACGUGCGAAUGGACGACUAUUCAUAUUUGUUGAUUCUACAUAUAAGUGGCCAAGUUCUGUUCGUCAAAUUUCAGGUCCAGUUAGCUUGCUCUUAUACUUAAAAACACAUGCUGGUACUAUGCUGCCCCCUGUUGGUCCGGAGCCUUUUCUACAAUUUUCUACAGCAAGUAUAAUCCUAAAUAUGCUCCUUUUAAUUUGUUAUGUCAGAGUAUGCAUGUUUUACUUUCUUUUUGUGUAUUUGUCCUAUUUUUGUCUCUCUUUUUUCAUAUUUUACUGUAACAAAUGUGACAAAAGUAUUACAAUAUAUAUAUACAUAUAUAUAUAUAUGUAUGUAUGUAUUUCAUCAUUUCAGCUUUGAUGCUGGUGAGUCAGAGUUGGCAAAUGUGCUUUUUUAAAUAAAGAAGAAGAAGAGAGAAACGCCAUGGAGCCGUUUUAAGGGUUUGAUGUUAUUGUAAAUGUUCAUGCUUCAAUGAUGGCGAGUUUUGUGUGUCGGUGGAUAAUAAAGGGAGGAAAAGAUUAUUGCCGUCUGUCUUGUGUUCUUCAACUGAAAUAUCUUUCAGGAGGUCAGAACUGAUUUUCACGUUGGGAAGGAAAAAGUCUUCUAGUCUUUUGAAUAAAACGUACAAAAACCCUGAAGUGGUGGAAAGUGAAACUUUAACUCAUUUUCCUGUGAAAAUACGCCUCCUAAGUUCAAAUUUAUGGAGG
Messenger RNA from Entelurus aequoreus (snake pipefish), 3152 nucleotides. RefSeq names its product four and a half LIM domains 3a (gene fhl3a). Gene Ontology annotation, biological process: actin cytoskeleton organization. NCBI's taxonomy places the organism in Eukaryota, Metazoa, Chordata, Actinopteri, Syngnathiformes, Syngnathidae. Gene Ontology annotation, cellular component: nucleus; stress fiber; Z disc. The transcript is spliced from 6 exons. The record is from RefSeq and is a predicted model, not a curated record. Gene Ontology annotation, molecular function: actin binding; transcription coregulator activity. Bases 216 to 1055 code for a protein of 279 amino acids.